Molecule: messenger RNA, 841 nt
Organism: Helicoverpa zea (corn earworm)
Lineage: Eukaryota; Metazoa; Arthropoda; Insecta; Lepidoptera; Noctuidae
Product: PRKCA-binding protein-like
Exons: 4
Biological process (GO): dendritic spine maintenance; intracellular protein transport; receptor clustering
Cellular component (GO): synaptic vesicle; trans-Golgi network membrane; postsynaptic density
Molecular function (GO): protein domain specific binding; phospholipid binding; protein kinase C binding
Source: RefSeq, a predicted model, not a curated record
UUCCAGAUCUUAUCAGACAUGGGCACAUACCUCAACAAAGCUAUCCCCGACACGAAGCUGACUAUCCGCAAGUAUGCCGACACUAAGUUCGAGUACCUCUCCUACUGUCUCAAGGUUAAAGAGAUGGACGAUGAGGAGUACGGGUAUAAUGCCCUGCAAGAGCCCCUGUAUAGAGUGGAAACUGGGAAUUAUGAGUAUAGACUGAUUCUCCGCUGUCGUCAAGACGCUCGGACGCGCUUCGCUCGGCUCCGGUCUGACGUGUUGGUGAAGUUGGAACUGUUGGAGAAUAAGAAGACACAGGAUGUUGCGUACCAGCUGAGAAGGUUUAUACAGGGGCUUGCUGUUUAUCAUAAUGAAUCAGUAGAGCAUCUGAAAGACAACGCGACUCUGUUCCCGGUCGAAGUGGAUCUCUCUCAGAACGCGUUCCAGUACAAAUCUACUGCACAGAUUAUUCAGGACGGUCAAGAAGAAGACGAAGAAUUAGAAUUCGGCAAAGAAAUCCACGAAUAUCAUGACAUUGCUGACAUUGACAAGGAGCCCAAACUUGUCAAUCGCCGUCAGACCAAAGACAAUGAUGACACCGAAUCGUCAGAACAAUUACUGCCUGACUUUGACAAUGUGACCCUAAACUAUGACAAAGUUGACAAAUCUGACAAUAUGGACAAUUUGACUUUAUUGACGGAAUUGGGUUUGGCCGACACGAAUGUACAAGAUGACUUUGGAGAUUUUCAGAAUGGACUGCUGGAUGAAUUUAUGCCCAAAACCAGUGGGGAGGAUAAGAAUGAUAUUUUUGAGGAUUUGUUAAGUGAUUUUAGUAAUUUAAAUAAAUAAAUGUUUAGGA